GGGUGCUCAUUUUACCUUGACAGUAUUGACUCCCGCCAUCCUCCAGCUAGUAGCGUACACCAUGUAAAGUUUUCUCUCCCAUCAAGCGGAAAUGGUACGCGAUCAUUUCGUACCUUGGAAAGAUUACUGAAGUUCGGCAACUACACAAUCAUCCGCACCUCUUCGUCAGCUGUCAAUAAAUCUCUCGAUGGAGGAGUCGUGUUCCGACGCUACUAUACCGACCCGAUUCCCGUGAAGACGAAAAGAGCUGCUACAGCCCGGAAGGAGCGUGUCUGGCCGGAUGGUGUGAUUCCGUAUGUGAUCGCUUCAAAUUUCUCAGGACAGGACUACAACUUCGAGAAAUCGAAACCAGAGGAAGUGGAUUCCCUUGGGGAACCGUAUGAUUUCAAUUCUAUAAUGCACUACGCCCGCGAUACGUUUUCUCGUGGCACUUUCCAUGAUACGAUUCUGCCAAAGCCAAGCUCAGGAUUUCGAUCUGAGAUUGGACAACGUGUACAGUUGAGUGAAGGCGAUAUCCGUCAGGCAAAGAAGCUCUUACAAGUGUCCAGAUCAUUUUCAGCGUGUGGAAGUACUCUGGUGUCCGAAACAGCUGAGCUGAUUCCAUCGACUGCUGGCAAGUGUGUAUGGCGUAUAGUGGCUGCAGAAGGACAAACGGUGUUCCUAAAUUUGACAGGUUCCUUUCUGCUGCCUCCUGCAGCUACUUGCCUUGAGGAGAAAGAAAACGCGAUAGUGGUCAGGGAUGGAUAUAUGUCUAAAGCACCAGUUUUAGACAAGAUUUGUGGCGACGAAACCGAGUAUAGGACUGUGGUAUCUACUGGCAGCAGGCUGUACGUUGAGCUUCAUUCUACACUGCUGCCAGUUCUUCCAAUAGGAAAAUAUAAUUCCAUCUGUGGAGGUCCUAUUUUUGCUGACAGCGGGGUGAUCCAGAGUCCCCGGUAUCCUGAGUCGUAUCCACCAAACGCUGACUGCUUUUGGACAGUACACGUUUCCGAGGGUUACCAGGUUGCCGUUGACAUCGUAUAUUUUCAUCUUGAGCAACAUAAGGACUGCAUCUAUGAUCGUGUGGUUUUGUAUGAAAGUUCCGAGAAUGGAGCUCCUCUUGCUACACUCUGUGGGGUGGUUAGUGGAAGGCAAAUUGUCACCAGAAGAAGUAAUCAAAUGGUCAUCAGGUUAAUUUCGGAUAACUCUGUCCAGAAAUCGGGUUUUGAAUUGUCGUUCGUCCGCGAGCUGGAUGAGUGCGCCUCAGGAACGGAACUCUGUGAACAGCGUUGCGUGAACACUCUUUUCUGUGCAGCAGCAUCGAGUUCUACUGAGAGCAUCUCACGCUCGUUUGCGUCUCCCAACUUCCCACAACAUUAUCCUUCAUCGAAGAAUUGUGUCUGGGAAAUCGAGGCAGAUGCAGGAUACCAGAUUUUCUUGAAUUUCACGACGUUCAAUAUUGAGGGAUACUCUGGUUCUUCAGCUGAGCCACUACUGUUCACAUCGGCUUCGAAUCGUGUGAGGGUGGAGUUUGUAUCCGAUUCCUCAGUCGAGCGAGCGGGUUUCAUGGCACAUUUCAUAGCAGAUUUGGAUGAGUGCCAAGCAGAUAACGCAGGCUGCGAGCACAUUUGUCAGAAUAGACUUGGUUCAUAUUUGUGCCUCUGCCAUGCUGGAUAUGUUCUUGCUGAGGACGGUCACAAUUGUAAAGAAGGAGGAUGUUUCUUUGAACUGAAUUCGCCUAGCGGUAUGGAACAUCUAUUUGUUAUCAAUAUCAGAUUUCUAGGUGUUAUCACUACACCGAACUACCCAGGUGACUAUCCGAAAAGCCAGAAUUGCACAUGGCAUUUUGUGACCACUCCCGGACAUCGGCUAAUGCUUAAUUUCUUGUCAUUCCAAGUGGAGGAACAUUCUCAAUGUAAAUACGAUUCGGCUUCGAUUUAUGAUGGAGGUGAUACCAAUGCAAUACUUGUUGGUAUUUUUUGUGGAGUCAUUCCACCGCCAUUAUUCAUGUCAUCUACGAACCAGCUAUUCCUCACUUUUACGUCUGACGCGUCGGUGUCACGGCAGGGUUUUGAGGCGAAUUAUGCUUCGGUUUGUGGUGGUCGAUUGACAGCCGAAUCCUCUCCCGGUCACAUUUAUUCGCAUGCGACGUUUAGUGACAGUAAAUACGGUAAAAGUCAGGACUGCUGGUGGAGAGUGUCGGCCAGAUCGCGGCAUCGAGGUGUGCGUCUAGAAUUCAGCACGUUUACCUUGGAAGCGGAAGAAAGUUGUCAAUAUGAUUAUGUUGAGAUAUAUGAUGGUCUUGAACCGGUUCACCAUCGAUUAUUCGGAAGAUACUGUGGAGAUCAAAUACCGGAGACCAUAACAAGUACAGGUCCUGAUAUACUUCUCAUUCUGCAUACGGAUGAUUCGGAAGAAGAAAAAGGAUUUGUGGCGGAGUAUCGAGAAGCACCACGUGGACGCAUACGACCGAAGGCUCAAAUGCCACGACCUGUUCCAAAUAAGGAGCCUAUCAGCUAA
Ostertagia ostertagi is the source of this 2499-nucleotide messenger RNA. The record is from the annotation of a GenBank genome assembly. NCBI's taxonomy places the organism in Eukaryota, Metazoa, Nematoda, Chromadorea, Rhabditida, Trichostrongylidae.